AUGGAACUCCUUGUCAUCAGCUGUACUCCUGUCUCCAGCAGACUCAUCUCCAUCCGCAUCUUAGCUAGGCCACACAACAUGACCAUCAUCCAAGUGUCCGUCCCAACUUCAGACAACGAUGAUGAGGAAGUUGAGGAGGUCUACAUAUGCCUUGGGUUGCUAGAGUUUGCCAAGAGUCACCGCCUCACCCUGGCCAACACUCGCCACCCUCAUCACAAGCUGUUCAGAACUGCUAGUACCUGGCACUCACCAAACGCACAAACACACAACCAGAUCGACUUCAUACUGGUUCCACAACGCUUCAAAUUUAGCGUCAACAAGGCCAACAAGAGAACUUUCCUCGGCGCCGACAUCGGUAGCGAACACGACCUUGUGCUGCCAACCUUCACGCUGAAGCUGAAAGUCAAGCGCUGUCCCCGAGAGCCCCCGAAUCUGCUUUGA
Messenger RNA from Patiria miniata (bat star), 441 nucleotides. Its product is annotated as craniofacial development protein 2-like. Bases 1 to 441 code for a protein of 146 amino acids. The transcript has 2 exons. The record is from RefSeq and is a predicted model, not a curated record. Lineage: Eukaryota; Metazoa; Echinodermata; Asteroidea; Valvatida; Asterinidae.